UCAUAUAGCACAGAGGGUUGGAAUAUUUAAUAUUAGAUCCUACUUCAAUUUUACUGACAGAAUCUCAAUUUCAUUCCCCCCGCGAUCAUACAAGGAAGUUGCACAAGUAAAAUUUUGGGUGAGCGCUCCCGCUGGGUGGAUAAAAAAAUCGAUGCCGUAAAAACAUCCUGCUUCAACAGUAGCUAUGACUACGAACGGCAUGUUUAAAAGUGUAUCAGUUCAGUUGUUUACAAAGGAAAACAAACUCUCAUUCAUUCACGUGUCACCCCUGGUGUUGCACAAGGGGAAAAAUGGAAGGUGACAACCUACAAGUUCCUGGAUGGAGAAUUGAGCAACGAUUUAACAACAAAGUCUUGAUUGGUAACUGGAAUGAAGAAAGACGCCGAUUUCAAAGAGGCAAUCAUCCAUUUGGGAAUAGCACACACAGAAUUGAUUUUUCAAAGUAUGGAAAUUAUAUACCAGAUAUGAAAACAAGAAGAGAAGCGUCAAUGCGAAAUGAGGGUUUAGCCAAAAAGUUUAUCUUUUCACAUCACAAUGCAAAUAAUUAUUAUUCAAACAAUCUAAUAUCAUGGUAUGAUCAACAUAUGAACCAAAGAGAAUUACGUGAAUCUACUUUACCAAAAUUGAGAAAGUGGGACGGUAAAGCAAUGUCGUGGGUGCCAGAGAAAACAGAUCAACCCUUACAAGGUCGGCCGACGUUGUUUGGUCUACAUGAGAAAAUGAAAGAAAAAUGGCGGCGAGAAGAAGAACAAGAAUGCUUAAGCGACUUUACUUCAACAUAUAAACAAUCUUUUAACGAGCAUCCUAAAUCAGCAAUGGUGUUUCAGCAUUAUGCUGCUAUGAAACCUUUAUCGAGUCAUUUUCACUCGCAUAAAAUUAACAAAGAUUUACCACUCAGAAAUUUCCAUGUAAACAUUGCACCAGAAUUUCCACCGAUUUGUUCGGAGUAAUAAAUGCACUUUUUUUAUUUUUUUUUAAUAUAUUUUUUUAUAUUUAUAAAUUUUGUGAUUUGAAUAAUUUUUUACCUAUUUUUUGAAUUUUCAGAAAUAGAUUAUGUAUAAUUAAGGAACCAAAUUUUUUUAUAGCUGUAUUCUCUCUUAAAAUAAGAGAAAAAAGGUAACUUCUUGACUCAUCUUUUUGGGGAAAGUUUAAUUUUUGGACCUAUUGCAAAGCAAAAUCCAAAGCUAAGCAUUUAUUUUCAUGCUUGUACGAGUUACAUAACGAAUAUAAUAAUACUAAAGUUUGAGACCUUUAUGUGAUUUCACAUUUUUUGAUCGUGUAAAUUUUGAAAGAAAUUUUGGGUUUAAUAUAUUUGAUAUUUUUUUAAAACAGAUAGAAUAAUAUAAA
This is a messenger RNA of Hydractinia symbiolongicarpus, 1347 nucleotides long. Its product is annotated as cilia- and flagella-associated protein 107-like. The transcript has 4 exons. The record is from RefSeq and is a predicted model, not a curated record. Bases 291 to 950 code for a protein of 219 amino acids. NCBI's taxonomy places the organism in Eukaryota, Metazoa, Cnidaria, Hydrozoa, Anthoathecata, Hydractiniidae.